Messenger RNA from Otolemur garnettii (small-eared galago), 1266 nucleotides. RefSeq names its product ribonuclease P/MRP subunit p40 (gene RPP40). Lineage: Eukaryota; Metazoa; Chordata; Mammalia; Primates; Galagidae. The transcript is spliced from 8 exons. Gene Ontology annotation, molecular function: ribonuclease MRP activity; ribonuclease P activity. Gene Ontology annotation, cellular component: ribonuclease MRP complex; multimeric ribonuclease P complex. Gene Ontology annotation, biological process: tRNA 3'-end processing; tRNA 5'-leader removal; endonucleolytic cleavage in ITS1 to separate SSU-rRNA from 5.8S rRNA and LSU-rRNA from tricistronic rRNA transcript (SSU-rRNA, 5.8S rRNA, LSU-rRNA). The record is from RefSeq and is a predicted model, not a curated record. Bases 143 to 1234 code for a protein of 363 amino acids.
UCGGCCACUCUGCGCCGGCCCGAGGGGCGGGGCAAGAAGGGGCGCGGAGCAGCCCAGAGAGGGGAGGGCCGGGGCGUGGCGAAGGAAAGGGGCGGGGCGUGCGCGACUCGCCGAGGAUCCGAGUGCCGGGAGUCUGGAAAGCAUGGCUACGCUUCGCCGGCUGCGAGAGACGCCGCGGCACUUACUAGUUUGUCAGAAAUCCAACUUCGGACACGAAAAGUCGCGACACCGGCACCUCGUGGAGACGCACUAUCAUAAUUACAGGGUUUCAUUUCUCAUACCUGAAUGUGGGAUACUGUCAAAAGAACUGAAAAACCUGGUCAUGGAAACUGGGCCCUAUUACUUAGUGAAGAAUUUACCUCUUCAUGAAUUAAUUUCUCAGGAGUUCAUCAACACCUUUGUAAAAAAAGGCUCGUGCUGUGCAUUAACAUACAAUACAAAUAUUGAUGAAGAUAAUACUGUUGCCCUGCUACCAAAUGGGAAAUUAAUUUUAUCACUGGAUAAAGACACUUAUGAAGAAACUGGACUUCAGGGUCGUCCAUCUCGGUAUUCUGGCAGAAAGAUUAUGAAAUUCAUCAUUUCCAUUGAUUUGAUGGAUUUAUCCUUUAACCUGGAUUCUAAGAAGUAUGAAAGAAUAUCUUGGUCCUUCAAGGAAAAGAAGCCAUUGAAAUUUGAUUUUCUUUUGGCUUGGCAUCAUACAGGUAUACAAGAAUCGUUGCUGAUGUCAUACUUUUCCAGUUACCAAAUUCAAGAGCAUCAGCCCAAAGUAUCCCUGAGCACCUUGAGUGAUCUCCAGUGCCCCGUGCUGCAGAGUGGUGAACUCGAGGGAAUGCCGGAGGUGUCCUGCAGUGCUCUGGAGCUCUUUGAUUGGCUUGGUGCUGUCUUCAGUAAUGCCAGCCUAAAUAAUGAGCCUAAUAAUUUCAUAUCAACCUAUUGCUGUCCUCAGCCAAGCACAGUGCUGGCAAAAGCUUACUUGUGUACAAUCACUGGUUUCAUACUUCCAGAGAAGAUAUGUCUCUUACUAGAACAGCUCUGUCACUACUUUGAUGAACCGAAGUUAGCUCCGUGGGUGACAUUGUCUGUCCAAGGCUUUGCAGACAGCCCUGUUUCAUGGAGAGAAAAUGAACAUGGUUUUCAAAAAGGAGGGGAACAUUUAUACAACUUCGUAAUUUUUAAUAACCAGGACUAUUGGCUUCAGAUGGCUGUUGGGGGAAAUGAUGACUGUCCACCAUAAAUAAUACAAAAUUUAAAAACAUUUUUGUUUAC